UAUAGAACUUGGAAUCUGACGCUAGUCUGCGUAAAUCGACGGCAAGUCUUCUAUUUGACUUUUGAGCACGACGAGAUAGUGAAAUGAGGGAAACUUCCUGCAACUUAAGUGAGAAAGAGAGAGUGAUCUUCAUCUUCAAGUUGCCAAACCUUUCUCACUCUGCCAAAAGUUCAAGUUUUGUUUGAGGGUGGUGUGUUCUGUUGGUUAGAGCUGAUGGAUACUGAUAAUGAGAAGCCUCGGCCUCCUCAACGUGGUUCAAGCGAACCCUCAAUGGACACAGACAAGAUGUACGCUGAUGAUGAUGAGAGCCCUUCAGAAGAUGAAGAUGGAGAGCCCUCAAUGAGCCCUUUUGGAUAUGGAUUGCCCUCAAUGAGCCCUUCUGGAGAUGGAGAUCCCUCAAUAGGCACAGGCGAUUGGAGGAGUCAAUGGCAGCCAGAUACGAGGCAAAAAAUUGUCAACAAGAUAAUGGAGACAUUGAAUAUGCAUCUCCCUUUCACUGGUCAAGAGGGAUUACAGGUGCUCAAGAAAAUUGUUGUGAGGUUUGAGGAAAAGGUUUAUAUUACUGCCACAAGCCAGGAUCAUUUUUGACGGAAUUGGUUCCCAUUUUUCUUGAUCAAAGUUCUGAAGAUUCCACAGCCCCGGCAAGACAUGCAAAUGGAGCUGACUGGCAAGAGGAGGUCUAUCAAACGAUCAAACUCAUGAAGCAGGCAUAUGUACCCGAACUAAGUGAACUGCAUCAGAAAAUUGCUACUGGACUUCAGCAGUUUGAUUCUCUUCCACAACAACCAAAAUCAGAGCAGCUUGGCAAACUGAAAAUGUCCAAGACCAAUUUGGAGCACCUCAUAUCAGUCUUACAGAUUUCCAAAAGUAGCAUUUCACCUGAUUUGAAGGACAAGUUGGUUUUAUAUGAAAAGCAGAUAGUAAAUUUUAUUAAUGUAGAUAGAGGUGGGAAGCCAGUUUCUUCUCUGCAGCAAGUGCAACUCCUCACACCCCAGCCCAUGCAGCAGUCACUAUCUGAAAUUACUCAACAGCAAUUUUAUGGAAGGAACCCACAGUUGCAAUCAAUGAAUUUACAAGGUUCUGUGGCAAUAAUGCAGCAGAACAAUAUGACAAGCUUGCAGCAAAUGUCUUCUUCAUCUGAGGUUUCAACAGCACAGCAGAGGAUGAUGCAUUUGCUGCAGCCUAGUUCCAAUAUAGAAUCAGGACAAGGAUUUGCACUGAACUCAUUGCAGCAGUUUGCUUUGGGCUCUGUCCCACAAACUCUUGUCAGUGCUUCCCAAGAAGCGGACAUGACUGCCUUGUCAUCACAGAGUGGGGACAUUUCAUCAGAGUGGACCUUUUUAAUGGCUAGCUUUGUACUAGAGAUUUUGUCAGCUGCUUGUGAACAGUUAUCCUCCCGAAAUAAGCCUCUUUAUGCAUUAGGUGGUAUGUUGUUUGCUAUUGCAGCUUUUCUGACCUGCAUAUGGGAGCUUGUAGACAAGGUUAUCAAGGACAGAAUUGUAUUGAGGAGGAGGGAAAUGCUGCGCAUCCCUUAUUAUCCAUCUCCCCAUAACACACCCGGUUUCAACUUAGCUGACUAUUAUGGUCUAGCCGGUGCCUUCUAUCAACUGUUUUGCGCAACAUUUGAGUGGUUUCAUGUCCGCAAGGGUGUUGAUAAUCCUAUAAAAUUUUCAAUUAUGCCUUUAGUAUUUCUUGUGCUUCUGGCUUGUUCUAGAGUUAGGGUUGAAAGGUAUACCAUAGAUGAGACACUGGUAGAUAUUGUUUAGACAAAGAAUCAUUUUGAGUUAUUAGGGCCCUCUCUGAGGAUAUUGAAAUUUCAACACAUUAGGCUCAUUUUUAUUCCUUUAAUCCAUGUAGUGUGGCCUUGGUGUGGGAAAUUUCAUAGAGUAGUGGUUGUGUAAAUGUCAAUGUUGUUACGUAGUCGUCCUUCUGUAUAGAUAUUAUUUACAUGAGGUUGUGAAUUUGAGUUAUCUGUCCGCAUUCAAAUUUAGGAAUUUAAAAAUAUAUGUGUUCUGAUUUUAUGUUAACAUUAUGGAUGGUGUGAAAAACACAAUUAGCUACUUGUUGGUUUAUCUAAGCCUACGUAAGUCAUGCAGCAGUCACAAUCUCAAAUUACUCAAAUGCAGUCAGUCUCAUGAAAAUCAAAUGAGCCCACACCAACUUACAAGGUUCUUUCUAUGGCAAGCAAUUCAGCAGCAGAACAAUAUUCUCAAUUAGCUUGCGGCAAAAUGCUGUGUGAAUCCUUCUGUAGUGUGGCCUCGUGGGCAUGCGCAUCUUUCCAAGUUCCAUGUUUGUCGCCAUUAAAAAUGUAAAGACGUUUCAGUCCAUUUGUUAACUCAUCAUGGGUCGAGUUCAUGUGCAACCAUGAAUAAUCCAUCGAGUUAUCAUUUUUUUUCCUUUUUCUGGUGGGAUUUCAUUUGAACUUGCCAUUCAAUCUUUUAUUGUUUUGUUUCACAAUUUUUCUUUUGGUUUGGUUAGAUUCGAUGGAGAACAAUAAUGGGAGGCCUCCUCAAGUUGCAGAACCAUCAAUUGAUGCAGGAGGGGAUUGGAGGAGUCAACUGCCGCCAGGUGGAUGGCAAAGAAUUCUCAACUGGAUAAUGGAUACACUUCAAAAACUUCUUCCCCCCGAUCAAGUGGGACAGGAACUCAUGAAAAGUGCUGUAAGGUUUGAAGAAAAAUAUUGAACUUCCAUGAACUCUUCUUGGGGUUCUAUUUUUCCUGCUACAUUUAAUACUUCUUAGACAGUGCUAAAUGUAGGUGGUUAAGUUGGAGACAAUAUCGAUGUUAGUAUAUGGUAAAGGGAUCAAAUGAUUAAAAAUAUGAACAUAAAGGGCAUUUGUUGUGUUCUUGUCUUUACAGUUGUUUUUACUUGGAAAUGUUUAGAUGACCCUAACUUGUUUGUGUG
This is a messenger RNA of Prunus avium (sweet cherry), 2905 nucleotides long. Lineage: Eukaryota; Viridiplantae; Streptophyta; Magnoliopsida; Rosales; Rosaceae. The record is from RefSeq and is a predicted model, not a curated record.